AUGGCAAUGAUUCCACAUCCAGUCGUGGCCGUUGCCGGAGCCACUGGCCAUUUGGGUCGGCGUGUUGCAUCCGCUUUUCUUUCCUCGCUGUUUCAUGGCCAGUUUUCCGAGGUCAUCCUCUUAUCACGGCAAGACUCUUCUCUAUCCUCAAUUCCAGAUAUGGCAAGCAAGUAUACCAUCCGCAAGUACGAUGAGAACAACCUUGUGGAUGCUCUACGAGGCGUCCAAAUUCUUGUCAAUACGGUCGGCCCAUCGGGACAUUCGUUCAAAGAGAAGCUCGUUCAGGCACUUCCGCAUACAGACGUGCAAGUCUACUUCCCUUCUGAAUUUGGCGUCGACCACUACUGCCAUGACUUCCCGCACUUGGAAUGGGACCAGAAAAAGAAGCAUCUAGCUCUAGCUCAACAACUGGUUCCAAACAUGAAGAUCUGUCGGGUGUUCUGUGGCCUCUUCUUAGAAGACAGCAUAGGGCCGUGGUUUGGGUUCGACACCAAGAACGGAAAAUAUGAAAGCGUGGGAAGCCGUUACUCCCCGAUAUCUUUCACCUCGCUUGAUGAUGUGGGGAAAACGGUUGCUUCCUUGGCCGCUCUUCCCCAAGAGAAGAUUCCAGAUACCAUUCAUGUGGCCGGUGACACUGGAUCUUUUGCCGAGAUCGCCAAUAUCAUGCAACAGGCUGGAGCUGGGCCUAUCCAGGUGACGGAAAUCCCCCUUCAGACUUACAAGAAGGAAGUUACGGCCACAUCCUCGUGGGAUCCCGCCCAGUAUCUAAGAUUUUUGAUGGGCGAGGGCAAGAUCAAUCAUACUGCGGACGGGAUGGGCAACGAUAAUGAGUUCUUGAAUCCCGAUCAGCUGUGGAAAUGGACCAGCCUGGUUGAUUUGGCUUCCAAAUCUGGUGGUCAGCCUUGGAAAGACUACUCCUGGCCCCCAGAACAAUAG
Messenger RNA from Penicillium maclennaniae, 936 nucleotides. Its product is annotated as isoflavone reductase family protein. The coding region runs from base 1 to 936 and encodes 311 amino acids. Lineage: Eukaryota; Fungi; Ascomycota; Eurotiomycetes; Eurotiales; Aspergillaceae. The transcript has a single exon. The record is from RefSeq and is a predicted model, not a curated record.